AUGUACCAGCAGAAAUGGCAAGACGACAAAAUCUUCGAAGUCGACGCUCCUACAACCACCGAAGUGCCUCUGCACUCAAUCCCCGCCGCCGAGCUACGAGAAAAAGUUCCCAAGUUCUUUGGAUGCAUGGCAUAUCCCUACAUGAACGGUACUCUGCAUGCUGGCCACACGUUUUCGGCCAGUAAAGUCGAGUUUGCCACUGGUGUUGCGAGAAUGCAGGGAAAGCGUGCUCUGUUCCCGAUGGGCUUCCACUGCACCGGCAUGCCUAUCAAGGCUUGCGCUGACAAGCUGAUUAAUGAGAUUGGAAAGUUUGGCGAGGACUUCUCUGGAUACAACGACGAAGAAGAUGAUGCUGCUGGGGAGAAACCAGCCGCGGCAGCCGUUAGCCAGACCAAGGAGGAUGUCACCAAGUUCACUACCAACAAGAGCAAAACCAAGGCCAAAACCGCCAAGAUGAAGUACCAAUUCCAAAUCAUGCAGGCGAUUGGCAUCCCCACAGAGGAGAUUCAUCAGUUUGCUGACCCUCAGCACUGGCUCAAGUUCUUCCCUCCUCUAGCGAUUCAAGACUUGACCAGCUUUGGUUGCAGAAUUGACUGGCGCAGGUCUUUCAUCACGACUGACGCGAACCCCUACUAUGAUGCCUUUGUCCGAUGGCAAAUGAAUCGUUUGAAGGAGCUGAACAAGAUCAAGUUUGGAAAGAGAUAUACCAUCUACUCCAUCAAGGAUGGACAGCCUUGCAUGGAUCACGACCGCGCCGAAGGAGAGGCGGUCGGUCCCCAGGAGUAUACUGCUUUGAAGCUGAAGGUCUUGGAAUGGUCACCCAAGGCUGCUGAGGUUGUGAAGGGCAGGGUCCCUGAAAAUGCUGAAAUUUUCUUGGUUCCGGCUACUUUGAGACCCGAGACCAUGUAUGGCCAGACUUGCUGCUUUGUUGGACCUAAGAUCACCUACGGCUUGUUCAAAGCUGGCGAGAACUCAUAUUAUGUUGUCACUGAAAGAGCUGCUCGUAAUAUGGCGUACCAAGGCAUCUUGGCCCAGGAGGGAGUUGUUGAGAAAGCCGGCGAAAUCCAGGGCACUGACAUGGUCGGCACUUUGGUAAAUGCACCGCUGUCAUGCCACAAGGAGGGUGUUCGUGUCCUGCCUAUGGAGAAUGUUUUGCCCACCAAGGGAACUGGCGUCGUCACCUCUGUGCCCUCGGACAGUCCUGAUGACUUUGCCACCGUAACGGAGCUGGCCAAGAAGGCCGACUACUACGGCAUCAAGAAGGAAUGGGCUGAGUUGGAGAUCUACCCCAUUAUUGAAACCCCCUCAUUUGGUGACUUGUGCGCGCCUUUCUUGAUCAAGAAGUUGAAGAUUGCUUCUCCCAAGGACACCAAGCAAUUGGAAGAGGCCAAGGAGUUGUCUUACAAGGAGGGUUACUACCAGGGCGUUUUGAAAGUUGGUGACUUCAAGGGCGAAAAGGUUGAGACUGCCAAACCCAAGGUUCGCGCCCAGCUGAUUGAUGCCGGCCACGGAUUUGCCUACUCGGAGCCUGAGCGAAAGGUCGUUUCUCGAUCUGGCGAUGACUGUAUUGUUGCUCUGAUGGACCAGUGGUAUUUGGAUUACGGCGAGGAAAAAUGGAGAGAGACUGCCCUGAGAUGGGUUGAGAACGCCGAUGGCAAGGGCUUGAACACUUGGACCGCCGAGACCAGGCACAGUUUCGAAGGUGUCUUAAACUGGCUGAACCAGUGGGCUUGCGCCCGUACCUACGGCUUGGGAUCCAAGUUGCCCUGGGAUCCCCAAUUCCUGGUUGAGAGUUUAAGUGAUUCCACCAUCUACAUGGCCUACUACACCGUGUGCCACUGGUUGCACAAGGACUUGUAUGGGCGAGAGAAGGGUGUAGGAAAUAUCACUCCUGAACAACUGACAGAUGAUGUCUGGGACUAUCUGUUCUGUCGUCGCGACUUGAGCGAAGACAUUCUGAGCUCAUCUAAGAUUCCUAAGGCCACACUGGAGAGCAUGCGCCGUGAAUUUGAAUACUUCUACCCGCUGGAUGUGCGAAGCUCCGGCAAAGACUUGAUCCCCAACCACUUGACCUUCUUCUUGUACAUUCACCUGGCCAUAUUCCCGCCUGAAUACUGGCCACGAGGUAUCCGAGCCAAUGGUCACCUAAUGCUCAACGGAGAGAAAAUGGCCAAGAGUACCGGCAACUUCAUGACCCUGCGCGACUUGGUCGAAAAGUACGGCGCCGAUGCCUCGCGUAUUGCCAUUGCUGACGCUGGUGACGGUGUAUCCGAUGCCAACUUCGAAGAAGAUGUUGCCGACAACAACAUUCUGCGCCUAUUCAACUUGCGUGAGUGGUGUGAAGAAAUGGUUCGAGACGAAGCUGAUCUGCGCACCGGCGAGACCAACACCUUCCAGGACGCCCUCUUCCACAACGAAAUGAACGGCGCCGCCCGCGAGGCUAUUGAUCAAUACGCCCAGACCAACUACAAGCUGGCCCUCAAGGCUGCUCUCUACGAAUUGACCGGCGCCCGUGACUUCUACCGCGAGGCUUGCGCCGCCGCCGGCAUCAAGAUGCACAAGGAACUGGUGUUCAAGUACAUCGAGCUGCAGGCCCUCCUGAUGGCCGUCAUCGCCCCCCACUGGUCCGAAUACAUUUGGUUGGAGGUGCUGAAGAAGCCCAGCACCAUCCACGACGCUACCUUCCCCAGCGUGCCUCCCGUCGACGCCGCCUUGUCCGCCAAGCGAGACUACGUGCGUAACACGGCAUCCAACAUCAACUCGGCCGAGGGCCUGCAGCUGAAGAAGAAGGCCAAGGGCAAGGAGACCUCUUUCGACCCCAAACGCCCCAAGAAGCUGACCAUUUACAUCUCCGAUAAGUUCCCGGCCUGGCAGGCCAAGUACAUCGACCUGCUGAAGGAAAUGUGGGAUCCAGCCACAAAGUCCGUCAACGACAAGGAGCUGAACGGAAGGAUCGCCAAGAUGGGCGAGAUGAAGAAGGCAAUGCCCUUUGCUCAGACCCUGAAGAAGCGCCUGCAGUCAGGCGAAUCCCCCAGCGUGGUCCUGGAGCAAAAGCUUGCGUUUGAUGAAAAGGAGACGCUGGCGCAGAUGCUGCCCGGCUUGAAGAAAGCUGCCGGCCUGGUAGAGUGUGACGUGUUGGUCGUGGAGGAGGGCGGUAAGAAGGGCGUGAACCUGGUGGACGGCAAGGAGGUUGACAUCACGGUGCCGACCGCGGAGAAUGCUGUGCCUGGGGUGCCGACGUUCUUUUUUGAGAAUGUCGAUGCGUAG
This is a messenger RNA of Metarhizium acridum CQMa 102, 3267 nucleotides long. RefSeq names its product cytosolic leucyl tRNA synthetase. Gene Ontology annotation, molecular function: aminoacyl-tRNA deacylase activity; ATP binding; leucine-tRNA ligase activity. Gene Ontology annotation, biological process: leucyl-tRNA aminoacylation. Lineage: Eukaryota; Fungi; Ascomycota; Sordariomycetes; Hypocreales; Clavicipitaceae. The record is from RefSeq and is a predicted model, not a curated record.